Plasmopara halstedii is the source of this 189-nucleotide messenger RNA. RefSeq lists its product as uncharacterized. The transcript is spliced from 2 exons. The record is from RefSeq and is a predicted model, not a curated record. NCBI's taxonomy places the organism in Eukaryota, Oomycota, Peronosporomycetes, Peronosporales, Peronosporaceae. Bases 1 to 189 code for a protein of 62 amino acids.
AUGGUCUACAACAGCAACUUUAUUGAUAACACGCAUAUGAAGGAAGACAGGAUGUGGAAAGGCCACGAUGAAGAUGUACACACUGAUGUUCUGUUGACUUAUGAAGCUGAUGGAGACUCAAAUGUUGGCGAAGAUGACAAUAAACUUGUUAUUGGAUAUGAAGAUGCAAAGCUGAAGGCAGCAACCUGA